AUGCAUUUCCCAUGGAAGAAAAGAAAAGUAACUCGUAUCUCACGGCUGGUUGCCGGCCUCCUCCUUUCCCCCAAACGCGGCGGAUCCCUUGUGGUGGAGACUGGGUUUCCGACCUCCCUCGUUGAUCUUUUCGUCAAGAACCGUGAUCGCUUCCGGAAAUCCUCUAAAACGAAAUCCAGUUCGAUUUCCACCCAUCCACUCCCUCUGUCUCCCCCGUCUCCCUGCAAUGAAACCCUACAAUCUCCUGACAUGGAUGUUGGUGAAACAGUAUCUAUUACCAGAGAAGAAAACGAUGAUGAGAGGAUUCCCUUCCAUGUGGUGCUUAAAGUUUCUUUAAUGGUGGCUCUCGCUGUUAGUACCAGAAGCCUUGCGAUUUGGAUCAUGCUGGCUGCACUCUUACUUGUGAUAAUUGAGUUUUCUAAGACCCUUUUCUUCUAUCCUACGAUUCGAAUGGGUUUGAAAUCAAGAACAGAUGAAUUGGUUGCUAAACAACGAGGAACUGAGUUGCCUGAUCCUUGUGAGUUGGUAGUUGAGUUGAAAAAGGAAACGGAAGCCAUAACAUGUAAGAGUGAGCGUAGUCGGAGUUCAAGAAUCAAAACCAGUUUAAUCAAGAAAUUUAUUCCUAAGAAGUUUUGCCAUGGAAAGAGGAAGAAGCAAGGGAAGAGUAACAACAAGGGUAAAGAACCAAGUAGUCAAUUGGAAAAGGAAAAGCAAGAGCAAGAACAUGGUGUUCAUGAUGAAGAAGAUGAAUCAGGAACAGAGAAUGUUAGAAAGGGGAAUUCAGGGUAUGCGAUGAUUCUGCUUGUGAUUAUUCUUGCUGGACUCAUAGGAGGGAGGGGCGUUACACUUUUCCUAACUCUUCUUUUGAGGUGGUUGAGUGUGGAGAUUUAG
Hibiscus syriacus is the source of this 891-nucleotide messenger RNA. RefSeq lists its product as uncharacterized. Lineage: Eukaryota; Viridiplantae; Streptophyta; Magnoliopsida; Malvales; Malvaceae. The record is from RefSeq and is a predicted model, not a curated record. The transcript is spliced from 2 exons. The coding region runs from base 1 to 891 and encodes 296 amino acids.